Messenger RNA from Ascochyta rabiei, 774 nucleotides. RefSeq lists its product as uncharacterized. Bases 1 to 774 code for a protein of 257 amino acids. The record is from RefSeq and is a predicted model, not a curated record. The transcript has 2 exons. NCBI's taxonomy places the organism in Eukaryota, Fungi, Ascomycota, Dothideomycetes, Pleosporales, Didymellaceae.
AUGUCAAAGCAUCCAACCACGCGCCCGUACCGACUUUACCCGGCCUACUGCUUCCAAGCGUCACCUACAUACGAUGCCUGGGUAAAGCUUACUGCCGCCGAUGUGCGUACUUUGCGAUCGGAGCCGGACUUUCAAGGCCAAAAAAUCUAUUUCAUUCUCAAUCAUCCUAUACGUUUCAUACGUGUCGUCGGCGUCGUUGUAGCCAUCGAUGAUAUCAACUUUAGAUAUUCAGCGGUCACGCUAGACGAUGGAAGUGGCGCGACAGUCGAGCUCAAGAUUGUGAGAAAUACUCCUGGAGAACAAAGUUCGAAGACGCCUCCUUCCAACACUACUGUCAGCAAUGUCAAUGUCGUCAGCCAGUUUGGCAUGUUCGAAAUCACGGUUGACGGUUGCAUGGUGGACAUUGGAACCGUGCUCAAGGCGAAGGGUACCAUAUCCGAGUUUCGCGGAGUCAAGCAGCUGGAGUUGAAAAGGGUACAAAUUGUCUCUUCGACAGACGAAGAGGCGCAAGCCUGGGCGGAGACUGCCGCCUUCAAGAUCAGAACAUUAUCUGUUCCAUGGCGUGUUACUUCGGCACAGCAUAGCGAGAUUAAGAGCAAGAUCAAGGCAGAGAAGAAGAGGGCGAAGGAGUAUGACAAGCGCAUGAACGAGUACGAGGUCAAGAAAGCUGAGCAUGAGGCUGCAAGGGCAGCUUACUCGGCGCAGAAAGAGGCGAAGCGCGAGACUCGACGACGCAAAGAAGAGGCGAUGAUGAAUGCGGGAGCCUUGAUAUGA